CUUUGAGUUAGUGCGUGAUUUGCGGUGCAUUCAUGAUAUUAUUAAGGCUCCAAAUUCCCAAUCCCCCCUUUUUUCUGGUUUUUCUGUUUUUAACCAAUCAUUUUGUUCCUUUUUGUCUCUCUCUUCAUAUAUUCUCAUCUUUCAAAGCAAUUUCAUUUGAUUAUUGCUUUGUGCCCACAAAUUCACUCUUCCAUGAACUUUCUUUAAUUUUAUCAAGGAUCUUCCCUAGGAUUCAUAAUUGAAGCCACCUAGUUACAUAUUCAUAUAUGGCAACAAAACCUAAUGGUGGUGGUGUUGGAAAGGAGAAGAAAACUACCACAUCUUCACAUUCUUCUCAAAUCUCAAGCACAACAAAAAGAACCCCAAUAAAAGCAACAACCACCUCUAAAGAAAAGUCAACAACAACCUCAGAUAAAAAUGGCCCAAACAGCCUCAAAUCCAAAGGUACUCAAAUACCAAAACUCACAGUAAAGCCCAAUACUGACCCUUCUUCCAAUAACAUUAAUAGCAAGCCCAUUAGAAGAAGUUCUUUUGAUAAGCCCAUUCCACCAUCUGAGGCCCAACUCAAGAAACAACCUUCUCCUUCGAGACAACAACUUGUCUCCCCAGGCCCAAGAGAUAGGCCCAUAUCAGUUAAAAAGUCCAUUGGGCCUGUUAAGAGUAUCACUAAUAUUUCCACUUCUAAGUCCAGGCCCAUUACUAGUAGUAAUGUUAAGGAAGCAACAAAAACUAGUGUUGGUGGUGGUGUUAAAAGUGGUGCCAAGAAAAGUGUCUCUUCAACUUCUUCAACAAAUACUAAGAAGGUUGUUGGCUCAACAAAGGUUGCAAAGAGUAGUUCUUCAACAAAGAAGGAUGGUGAAGAUGUUUUUUUAGAGAAGUUGGAUAAAGUUGGGAUUAAUGAGGAAGAAGUUAAGGAAGCUAUAAAUGAAGAAAAAGAAGAGAAAAUAGAAGUAGAAGAGAAAGAACACGAAGAAGUAGAGGAAGAAGAAGAGGAGGAGGAAGAGGAGAAAGAAAAAGAAAAAAUAGAAGAAAAAGAACACGAAAAAGAAGAAGAGAAAGAAGAAGAGAAAAUAGAAGAAAAAGAACACCAAGAAAAAGAAGAUAAAGAAGAAGAGAAAAUAAAAAUCAUCGCAACCACAAAUCAAGAAGAAAGUAACAACAACUGCUUAGAACUUAAUCAUUCAACAGCAGAAGAAGCAAAAGUUGAUGAGAUCAAAGAAGUAGAAAAGCAAAAUGUUGAAGAGCCAGUAAUAAAAGUGGAAGAUAACAAGGUGAAAGAACAAGAAAGCAAUAAUAAUGAAAAUCAAGCAACACAAGAAGAAGAAGAACAUCAUCAACUCAAAGAAGAGAACAAAGAGAAGGAAAAGGUGGAAGUAUCACCUUCGCCAUUGCCAUCGUCUUCACCAUCACUAUCACCAUCACCAUCAUCAUCAUCAUCAUCAUCAUCACAAGGUGUAAUGAUGCAUGGGAAAAGAGAGGCUCAAGUAUCAAAUGGGGUGAUUGAAGAGACAGCAAGCAAGCUUUUGGAAGCAAGAAAGAACAGAGUGAGAGCAUUGGCGGGUGCUUUUCAGAGUGUCAUUGACUAUCAAUCCAAAUAA
Arachis stenosperma is the source of this 1598-nucleotide messenger RNA. RefSeq lists its product as uncharacterized. The transcript is spliced from 4 exons. The coding region runs from base 267 to 1598 and encodes 443 amino acids. Gene Ontology annotation, molecular function: calmodulin binding. Lineage: Eukaryota; Viridiplantae; Streptophyta; Magnoliopsida; Fabales; Fabaceae. The record is from RefSeq and is a predicted model, not a curated record.